AUGGGCGGCGGACACGGUAUCCGCUCAGUUGUCUACUACGUGAAUUGGGCACCGUACGCACGCAAUCACCAUCCUCAGGAUCUCCCAGCCGAGAAUCUCACUCACGUUCUCUAUGCCUUUGCCAACGUCAAGCCCGAUAGCGGCGAGGUCUAUUUGACGGAUCCUUGGUCUGACACUGACAAACAUUACGAUGGUGACAGCUGGAAUGACACGGGGACAAAUGUGUACGGGUGCGUGAAGCAGCUCUUCCUCCUGAAAAAGAGAAACCGCAACCUCAAAGUCCUGUUGAGUAUCGGAGGCUGGACCUACUCCUCAAACUUCGCCCAGCCGGCCAGCACACCCGGUGGCAGGAGGCACUUUGCAGAGACAGCCGUCAAACUGCUAGAGGACCUCGGAUUCGACGGCAUCGACAUUGACUGGGAGUAUCCCAAGAAUGAAAGCGAGGCGGAAGACUAUGUCAAACUGCUCCAGGAGACCCGCCACGCAGUCGACGCGGCAGCUGCUAAGCGGCAGCAUACGAGGUUCUACUUGACCGUCGCGUGCCCUGCUGGACCGUCCAACUUUGAGAAACUGAAGAUCGCCGAGAUGGACCGCCUGCUCGACUUUUGGAACCUGAUGGCAUAUGACUAUGCCGGAUCCUGGGACCAGCGUGCGGGACAUCAAGCAAAUCUAUUCCCUUCCCGAUCCCACCCUCAGUGUACACCGUUCAGCACCGUGGCCGCCAUCGAACACUACACCAAGCACGGAGUACAUCCAUCCAAGAUUGUGCUGGGAAUGCCAUUGUAUGGCCGAACCUUCCUCUCAACGUCCGGACCCGGACAUUCGUUCAACGGGGUAGGCGAAGGAAGCUGGGAGCAGGGUGUCUGGGACUUCAAAGCACUCCCCAAGCCCGACAGCACCGAGUACCACGAUCGUGAAGUUGGUGCCAGCUGGAGUUACUCCCCUUCCUCAAACACCAUGAUAAGCUACGACACGCCUAACGUGGUCGCUCAGAAGGCGAACUUUGUUCAAGAUUAUGGGCUCGGUGGUGGCAUGUGGUGGGAGAGUUCGGCCGACAGGCCCGCCGGACAGGGCAGUCUGAUCGAGACCUUUCUCAGGCAGAGCGGUGGGCCGAGUCGACUGGAAGACGUCAAGAACUGCCUGGAAUAUCCUGAGAGCAAAUACGACAAUUUACGGAACAAGUUUGAAUGA
This is a messenger RNA of Fonsecaea erecta, 1191 nucleotides long. RefSeq lists its product as hypothetical. The record is from RefSeq and is a predicted model, not a curated record. Gene Ontology annotation, biological process: carbohydrate metabolic process; chitin catabolic process. Gene Ontology annotation, cellular component: extracellular region. The transcript has a single exon. NCBI's taxonomy places the organism in Eukaryota, Fungi, Ascomycota, Eurotiomycetes, Chaetothyriales, Herpotrichiellaceae. Gene Ontology annotation, molecular function: chitin binding; chitinase activity. Bases 1 to 1191 code for a protein of 396 amino acids.